Gongylonema pulchrum is the source of this 417-nucleotide messenger RNA. The record is from the annotation of a GenBank genome assembly. NCBI's taxonomy places the organism in Eukaryota, Metazoa, Nematoda, Chromadorea, Rhabditida, Gongylonematidae.
AUGUUGUUCUCGGCACCGAUCAUUAGGAGUUGCUGGCUCGGCUCGGCUUCUGCCCCAAUUCGUCUGCUUUUCCUGACCACUACCCAUUGUCCACUGUGUGUACAUUUCAAGGAACAGUUGGACAGCUAUAUCAGAAGCAGACGAGCAGCAGAUCGUCGCCCAGUGCUCGUGGAAACCGUCGAUAUCCAGAGAAACAGGCAGUACUAUGAGGAACAGCUGGACAGCUAUAUCAGAAGCAGACGAGCAGCAGAUCGUCGUCCAGUGCUCGUGGAAAUCGUUGAUAUCCAGAGAAACAGGCAAUACUAUGAGGAGUAUAAAUAUGAUGUGCCAGUGGUUCUGUUCAACGAUCGCCUAAUCCUGAAGCAUCGAUUCCGUAGUGCGGAUUUCGAAAAAGCCCUUGAUGCUCUGCAGCAAUGA